Messenger RNA from Labrus mixtus (cuckoo wrasse), 3220 nucleotides. RefSeq names its product T-box transcription factor 21 (gene tbx21). Gene Ontology annotation, molecular function: DNA-binding transcription factor activity, RNA polymerase II-specific; RNA polymerase II cis-regulatory region sequence-specific DNA binding. Gene Ontology annotation, cellular component: nucleus. Gene Ontology annotation, biological process: cell fate specification; regulation of transcription by RNA polymerase II; positive regulation of DNA-templated transcription. The record is from RefSeq and is a predicted model, not a curated record. The coding region runs from base 291 to 2141 and encodes 616 amino acids. Lineage: Eukaryota; Metazoa; Chordata; Actinopteri; Labriformes; Labridae. The transcript has 6 exons.
CGGAGACUCCACAUGUUCAAUGAGACAGUCAGCUGCUCGGGUGAUUUAAAAAAAAAAGUUUGUACAUAAAUACUAUCUUGAUGGAUUUAUGUCUUAAUAUAAUUCUUUUUCACGGCUGAGACUGAAUCUUAAACUUUGUGGCCUGUCAGUGCGCUCCGGCUGAUUUUAGGUGAGGGUACAGAUCCAGGCUGAGCUGCUUUGUGAUAUUUUUUUAUAGUAAAACUUUAAUUCAUCUGGACGCACGACAGGAGCCUUAUGACAUUACGCACAGACCGGGAUCGGGGCUGCAAAUGGGCGGCAUAGGUGGCAACCUUUACCUCAGUAUGUUGAAUGGGACUGAAACGCAAACUUUCGCAAAGAGCACCGACAUCAGCAGUCACCUGCACCGCAACGGGAAGGAUCUAGCCGAGUUUAAAAUGGGGAUUCAGGACGCGAGGUUCUACUACCCGGACUCUGUUCAGAGCGGGCAGGACGCUCUGACUCUGCCGUACCACUCGGAGCAGGCGGUGGGAGGAGGGUACGGAGCGCAGCCGGGCAGGUUUUACGCACAGACCCUCAGCAGCUGCCCUUACGGCGGCGUGCGCUCUCCGCCGAGAAGCGGAGUCGGGCAGGGUUACAUCUCGGCGGCAGGAGACGGGUUUCCUCCAGGCGGGAAAGACUUGUACUCUCCCUCUUCGGAGAAUUACCCGACAGGCUUUCAGCACGGCUACCACCAGCGACCGCCUCUCUACCCUCUACCUGGGCUACAGGUGUGCGGAAAGACGCAGGCGCUGCUCAAUAACUACCCGCUUUGGGCCAAGUUCCACAAGUUCCAAACCGAGAUGAUCAUCACCAAACAGGGGAGGAGGAUGUUCCCCUUCCUGAGCUUUAACAUCAGUCUUCUGGAUCCGACCGCUCACUAUAACGUCUACGUGGACGUGGUUCUGGCUGAUCAGCACCACUGGAGGUACCAGGGCGGCAAGUGGGUCCAGUGUGGGAAAGCAGAGGGCAACAUGCCAGGGAACAGGAUGUACAUGCACCCCGACUCUCCGAACACCGGGGCUCACUGGAUGAGACAAGAAGUUUCCUUCAGCAAACUCAAACUCACCAACAACAAGGGCAGCACCAAUAAUGUGGCACAGAUGAUCGUGCUCCAGUCGCUCCAUAAGUACCAGCCUCGUCUGCACAUCGUGGAGGUUAAGGAGGACGGAUCUGAGGACCCCUUCCUGUCAUCCAAAGCUCAGACCUUCAUCUUCCCUGAGACCCAAUUCAUCGCCGUCACCGCUUACCAGAACGCAGACAUCACUCAGCUGAAAAUAGACCACAACCCCUUCGCUAAAGGUUUCCGCGACAGCUAUGACACGCUCUACGCUCCUCCCGACUCUGACCGCCUCACCCCCUCCCCCACCGAGAGCCAGCAGCUGCUGACGGGGAGCUGCUACCCCCAGGGCUUCUUCUCUGAGCAGUACAUGAGCCCCCUGCCUCAAGGCCGCUUCGGCAUGGGCCAGCAGCGCAAAGACCCCUCCCCGAGUCCGGGUCCUCACAGCCACUGGUACCUGCCUCCUCAGCAGGGCGUGACCCCCAACCGGCUCGACUUCGCCUCCUCGUACGACGGCGACUUCUCGGGAAACGGUUUCUACAAGCCGUUCCCCCUGCAGACGUCCGCUCACCACGCCCUCGGCUACUACCCCGAGCAUCCUUUUGCUUCCACGAGCGUGUCAGGAGCCACGUCGACGGGCUGGACCACCAGCCGGCCCACCCCUCAGUACCUCAGCCACUCGAGCAAGCACGGCCCCCUGGGCUGGUUCAGACCCGUAUCGUCCUCGUCUUCCUCCUCCUCGUCUUCCACGUCGCCCGGCAACCCCAGGCUGCACCCCCCCUCGCUCCUGGAGCCGCUGCAGACGCCCCUGCUGCAGGACAAACCCAAAGACUCUGCGGAGAGGGCGGCCGAGGACCCCUGGCUCGAGCCCGCCUCUGUGAAAUCGGUGGCCUCGGCCGACUCGGGCCUGUUCGAGGGCGGCGUCGUGGCCGGGGACAACAAGAAGAGGAGGGUGUCGCCGUACACGUCCAGCACCGAAAACUCCCCGCCCCCGCGCAGUGGAGAAAUCUGCGAGAAAGACAGCAACAGCGACGCGGACUACUACGGCUACUACACCCACUGAUGACCCUCACACAUCAACGACCUCGUGCAUCACAACCAGUCUCUCCCAGAAACCCUCCCAACUUCCUACUGGAAAAAAAAUCCAAGAACAAGACCGCACAGUCUCCAAAAGUCUCCCUACUCGAAGUGUCAGGAGGAACUUUCAAGGUUACUGUCAAACUUCUCGUUGAACAGAAGUGGAAGUGACUGGGGACGCUGCCCUACAGUCACAUAAACACCAUGCGGACGAGCAGACCUGUGACUUUAGCCUCAGAAGCAUCUGGAGAUUUGGGGGUGGAAAAAAUGAUCUGCAUAUCUGCGUGCUGACAGACGCCUGAAGGGCUUGUCUGUUCUUCCUGCAUCAAACACUCUCUGUGUGUCUCUUCUGCUCUGUCUUGUCUCCGUCUCUUACUUCUCACCUUCAGCCAUUCACACACACUCCAACAAAUAUGCUCACGUUCAUUCCCCCCCCCCCCCAACGAUCCCUCUCGCAGACAUUAUAUUUAACUCGCUCUCUUUCUCAUCAAUCAAUCAGGCAGUGCAGCGCCCUCCAGUGGCCACUUAGGAGCAUAGCAUGCUGACAGAGCGGAGGCCGAGAGUUGUCUGAGUUAACUAAUGUCAGGAGGUUAAGAAGGUUUUAGUCUGCACAUGUUCUGAAGUGCUACUUGCUAAUCUUUCUCAAUCCAGCUAGGGCGAGCUUUUCUUUGUGUGUGUGUGUGUGUGUGUGUGUGUGUGUGUGAGCUCGUGUGCAGAAAUAGCAACUCCUCACACUUUACCAUCCUACAGGAAAUCAAUAGAAUGAAGGAUUUACUCUGCAGCAAAAAAAAACAGAGCUUGUCCCUUAUGAUUUUUUUAAAAAAUAGCCAAAAUCACUUUAUGCUCAAAACAAUCACCAUCAAAAUAUUCUUUCAGACGACCGAAUUAAAAAACUUUAAAAUCCGCUGACGAUCUAAACGCGUUACAAAUAAGGCAAAGUUCACACACACAGGAGUAAAGGGGAAGUGUUGUAGAAUAAAACUGUCCUGCAGCUUGAUUUGGAUUAUAAUCUUCAGGGUUACUCAACAUUUGACAAAAAAAAACAAAAAAAACGUUUUUGACAAU